Messenger RNA from Ectocarpus sp. CCAP 1310/34, 660 nucleotides. Lineage: Eukaryota; Phaeophyceae; Ectocarpales; Ectocarpaceae. The record is from the annotation of a GenBank genome assembly.
AUGGAGUGGGCUAAGGGGUCCUAUCGCGAAGGCCUGAUGCGCGGGCGGGGUGAGCUUCGCAACGCGAGGUCCAUUCUUAUCAUGGACAACUUGCACGCGCAGACGACGGACGAGUUCAAGGAGUAUCUUGCGAAGGAGUGCAACACUCUCGCCUGGUAUGGCCCUUCGGAGUGCACGGACGAGGUGCAGCCAGUUGAUGCAGGAGCUGGACGAUUUAUCAAGGUGGAAGCUGGGAGGCAGAUGGACAUAUGGCUCGAGCAGUCAGACAACCUCGAGAGGUGGGAAACCGCGGCGCUGACAGCUUCUGGUCGGCGGGCGUUCCGAUUCCGCCUUUUCGAAAAGUGCGGGAUGGCCAUGACUGUGGACGGCUCAGGCGAUGAUCGGAUCACCUUGGAGGGCCCGUCUCAAACCCAGACCGACGAGCUAGCUCUUCUCGACGACGACGACAGCAUGGACCCACAAGACCCGGAGGGCGAGACACAAGGAAUGGAGAUCCCGACAGGCUUUCGCAUUCAAGAAGUUAAACCCGUUGCUCUUGACAGGUUGCUUUAGCGACGUGGAGUGCUCGUUAGGCUGGGGAUGGGGUGGUUUGGAGGGUUGAUCAUUCAGCAAUCUCAGCAGGACACUCGCCACUUGCACGAGUACUGUGUGCAGCUGGAG